This is a messenger RNA of Phacochoerus africanus (Common warthog), 2913 nucleotides long. It is a transcript of the gene ZNF74, whose product is annotated as zinc finger protein 74. The record is from RefSeq and is a predicted model, not a curated record. Gene Ontology annotation, biological process: regulation of DNA-templated transcription. The transcript has 5 exons. The coding region runs from base 652 to 2571 and encodes 639 amino acids. Lineage: Eukaryota; Metazoa; Chordata; Mammalia; Artiodactyla; Suidae.
CACACACACACACACAUCACACACCCCAUGGGCCGAGAUGUAAGCGCCUUCUGCAGCAAUAUUGGUACGGGGCGGGGCCAAAGGGCAGAGAUUUUGACCCCUUAACUACACUUCCCAGAAGGCUGUGGUAUACGCUCGUCCACGUCUGACGUCAGAGCGGCUCCGGCCCCGGCGCCCUCUAGGAACUAGAGUCCGCCCCUGCGUAGCGCAAAGGCUCCCGGGAGUUGUAGUGCGCGCCGAGUCCGCGCAGGCGCCCGUCCCCGCGGCGGCGGCCAGGCGCUCCUUUGUGGCGGCCGCUGUCCUUUUGUGGGAGGCGGGUCGGCUCGGCCGCGCGUGUAGCUUGUCGUCUGUGGGUCUGUCUGUCCGUUCGCCCCGAGCCUGUGUGCCGCCCCCGAGACUCCCGGCUCCGGGCGGCCGAGCCCGAGACCUGGCCGGCCCGCGCGGGCCGGGUGCGCGGGUGACAGGCCGUGGGGCACUCAGGUGAUGGGGCGCGAGCGUAGCCCCGGGUCCGGGGCGCCUGCGGAGCCUGCCUGACCCCGACCUUGGGUCGCGGGCUGAACCUGCAGGGCUGCGGCGAGGUGCCCUGAGCCUGGGAGCGGGCCUGUCCCUCUCUCCAGCCCCCGCCAGCGGCGGCCGCCGAGAGAGGGCGCCAUGGAGACCCCGGCCCCGGAGCCCCGGGAGACAGCUCCGUCCUUUCAGGAUCCUGCUCUUCUCCUCAAAGAGAUGCCGGAAGAUAAAUUGGGUCAGGGUAUCUUGGACGCCAAGUCCGAGGAAUCAGUGACUUUCAAAGAUGUAGCUGUGGACUUCACCCAGGAGGAGUGGGGUCAGCUGGACUCCCCUCAGAGGGCCCUGUACCGUGAUGUGAUGCUGGAGAACUACCAGAACCUUCUCUCCCUAGGGCCUCCAGUCUGCAAGCCAGAUGUGAUCUCCCACCUGGAACGAGGUGAGGAACCAUGGCAGGUGCCCAGAGACGUCCCUGCAGGGGUUCGUUCAGAGCAGGGGCCCAGGCCUGAGACAGAGGAACCCUGGUCUCAGCAGCCAGGCGUUUACAAAGAAGAGCCAUCAUGGGAGCCAAUUGAGAAGAGGCUGGUGAGAUCAGGGCUCCACAACCCUGGUCUGGAUGGCAGGGGCACCUGGGGGGGCCCAGUAACUGCUCUGUCACAAGACAAGGCUGCCAGCACCUGGAACGUGUCCAUGGACAAGCACUGGCGGGGACAUGCAGUGUCUGAGAAGGAUUCUCACCUGAGGUGCACCCUUCUCACCCAGCCAGGCAUUCCUGCAGGAGGCAGCUCUCCAGACCAUCUGGUGGACAGCUUGAGGUCCAGUGGGGCUGGGAGCCGGCACCAUGUGGGGAGGCGUUCGUGUGGGUCCGGCCUGUUCACGUGCGGUGAGUGCGGGAAGGCCUUCCACCAGAGCGCGGCCCUGGCGCUGCACCGGCGCUGGCAUGCGCGGGAAAAGGCCUAUAAGUGUGGCGAGUGCGGCAAGGCCUUCCCCUGGAGCACCAACCUCCUGGAGCAUCAGCGGGUCCACACCGGUGAGAAGCCCUUCUUCUGCGGCGCCUGUGGCAAGGCCUUCAGCUGCCACUCAUCCCUGAAUGUGCACCAGCGCGUGCACACAGGCGAGCGGCCCUACAAGUGCGGCGCCUGCGAGAAGGCUUUCAGCUGCAGCUCACUGCUCAACAUGCACCUGCGUGUCCACACGGGCGAGAAGCCCUAUAAGUGUGGCGAGUGCGGUAAGGCCUUCAACCAGAGGACGCACCUAACACGGCACCACAGGAUCCACACGGGCGAGAAGCCCUACACCUGCAGCGCCUGCGGCAAGGCCUUCACCUGCCACUCGUCUCUGACGGUGCACGAGAAGAUCCACAACGGGGACAAGCCCUUCAAAUGCAGUGACUGCCAGAAGGCCUUCAACAACCGCUCCCGCCUGACACUGCAUCAGCGCACCCACACGGGCGAGAAGCCCUUCAAAUGCAGCCAGUGCGGCAAGGCCUUCAGCUGCCACUCGUACCUGGUCGUGCACCAGCGCGUGCACAGUGGAGAGAAGCCCUUCCGCUGCAAUGAGUGUGGCAAGGCCUUCAGCUCCCACUCCUACCUGAUUGUGCACCAGCGUGUGCACACUGGCGAGAAGCCCUUCGACUGCAGCCGGUGCUGGAAGGCCUUCAGCUGCCACUCAUCCCUCAUCGUGCAUCAGCGUGUCCAUACGGGUGAGAGACCCUACAAGUGUGACCAAUGCGGCAAGGCCUUUAGCCAGAAUCACUGUCUCAUCAAACACCAGAAGAUCCACUCUGCGGAGAAGCCCUUUAAAUGUGAUGAGUGUGGCGAGGCGUUUCGCUGGAGUGGCCCCCUGGCAGAGCACCGGCGGCUCCACUGUGGGGAGAAGCCCUUUGCCAUCCAGUUCGACAAGCACUUGCUGAACACCUACUAUAUGCCCAGCAGCCUGCUGGGUACAGGGGGCCCAGACAUGGGCAGCAUGGGCCCCAUCAGUGCCCUGGACGUGGCCAAGCUCCUGUGCGUGGUCCCACCCUCAGCUGGCAGGAGUUUUCCGCUGGGUGGCAACCCUGGAAAUUAAUGUGGAGAGAUUGUCCUCAUGGUGGCACUCCUGCUCCUUCCCCAGAGGGCACAGUGCCAAACCCCAGAAACACCUGUUAGAGGCCAUCACCUUCUGGAAAGGAGAUGCCUUUGAAGCCUUUGAGGAUGUCCCAUCAUCCUGUUUUCCUGGACGUGUUUGGAACUCACUGAACAGGGACUAGAUCUUUGCUGCAGAUGAAUGUGUCAGUUAUGUCCUUGAAAAGACUCCCGGGUCUUUCUGUUGUGGCUCAGCGGGUUAAGAGCCCAACUAAUCCAUGAAGACUCCCGGGUCUUUCUGUUGUGGCUCAGCGGGUUAAGAGCCCAACUAAUCCAUGAGGAUGCA